Apis cerana (Asiatic honeybee) is the source of this 9555-nucleotide messenger RNA. It is a transcript of the gene kek5, whose product is annotated as leucine-rich repeat, immunoglobulin-like domain-containing kekkon 5 protein. Gene Ontology annotation, molecular function: protein binding. The record is from RefSeq and is a predicted model, not a curated record. NCBI's taxonomy places the organism in Eukaryota, Metazoa, Arthropoda, Insecta, Hymenoptera, Apidae.
UUAUUUUAAUCGAUAUUGAAUUACGCUUAAGAGGGUAGCUACUGAAUAGCCGCCGUUUCAACAAUAAUCCAUUCGGUUACAUUCCGUAAAUUUAAAUUUCAAUCUCGAAAAGUUGAAUCGACCGAAGGUUACGAUGGUUAUCGAUUCGCUCAAAGUAUCGUUUCCCCGAGCACGUCGGGAUAGCCUUCAUAUAAUUCUCCACUUUCUUGUAAUUCCGCCAUUCGUUACACGGCUCCAUUUCGCCGGUGUGAACGUCGCGAUGGCCACGGAACACGGUUAUGAAUCCGAAUGUGAGCGCAAACGAGAACUGUGCGCUGCGGUGCACCGCAGCUUGCCCAGUAAUUUCGUGCCACGCGUGUUCCCCGUAUGCGGUGGGUAAUGUAAUCAACUCUUAACAACCCGUUUCUUUUCCCAUUCCCCUGUAUCGUACAUUUCUGAAAAGAUACUGUGGAUAUUUUUCGAACGAUAUUUCUUACAUCGGAUAACGGCUACGUUCAAGGAAUGAUCUGCGUUUAAAUUUUGCGAGCAAAAAGUCACGAGAAUAACGACGAAUAUCUCGAUAAAAGUUCCUUUUCAUCAAUGAUAUAAUUCUAUUUUAAAAAAGGCACCAAAUUAAUGUUUUUUUUACAUCUCAAAAGAUCUCCAUUAUCGGAUCACUUUCGAAGCACUUUCAACUUCGAACUUCGUUCUCUCGGAAAGAAAAUGAAGGGAAACGGGGAUAUUGCAGUGCGAAACCGGUGAAUGAGGAUAUCAGGCGGCCCUCUCUCGACGAGCUGAAAAGCUUAUGGAGUGAUCGAGGGCGCGAGACGUAUGCACAUGCGUGCGGUAAUACGCACAGCGUGAUUGCGUGUUGUGCGACUCGUGGACGCGUUUAUUCUCCCGUUAUGUUGAUUACAAUCCGGCCGCGUGUGUAUCGGUCAUAUAUGACCGAUAACGCAUCUGUCUCGCAUGCCUGAGGGCGCCACGUGCGCGCCAAACCCAUUUAUUCAAUUCCGAUCGCGUAAAUUUUCGCCCGUGCGAGAGCGAAUAUCCUCGCCGAUUUUGUUGCGAAGGAUGCGGUUUCCGGCCGGUAUUCAGGCGAAGCAAAGUUGGCCAUCAUCGGUGGAAAUUGAAUGCAUCGAACGGAAAGGGAUCGCGACCAAUAUAACGCGAAACCGUGAAUGUUAUUUAAUCGAUUUGGGCAAACUCGUGGUAAUUUCGCUCCGAGUCGAGCUAUAAAUCUUUUUAUAAAUCUUCUUUUCUCGUGCGGAUUUCCUUUCCCCCCUCGAACAACCCAAUUUUAAUCCCAUCGAAAAUUGUAUUUUCGCAAACUGUCGAUCGAUUCUCGUUUCAGCAAAUUUGAAACUCGAAAAUAUUUGUCUACUGCUCGAUAGAGAUAGAGGGGAAGAAAGAGAGAUCGAAGAAAGGAAGAAAAAAUAGGAGAGGUAAAAAAAAAAAGAAAAAAGAGAUAGCACCGAGUCAUUGAUCACGAAAUAGAGGGAGAGUGUAUCAAGGAUUGAAAAGGGAACAUCCGGUGACCCUGUUUCUCGAAUCUUUUGAUACGUAGCAGCGUGGAUGAAACGGGUGGGAUGAACCCCCCGUGGAAAUACGGCAGUGGGUAAAUGGGUUUCCCUUGAAAAAACGUACGACCAGGUGAAAUCGACAUUACAGGCCAGCCGACGGAGCCGGUUGUUAAUCGCGAUUAUUCCGGUACCGGUAUAUCGAUCUUCCAACGAGCCGAUAGCUCGAGUUAAUUGCGAUUAUUUCGUAUUGGUACAGAUCAUUCACGUCGUGGUUGGUUGAUAGCCGCAGCUAAUAGCGAUUACGUACCGCUACUACGUGCUGUUAUCGAUUCGUUUCGUUUCGCUGUCGACAAACCUGCUGACUCCAUUUUGACGACGGUAGAAUUGGGAUAAGUGAGCCGAAGAUUGGGCACGUUGCGCGAAUUUUCACCGAUAGUUUAUAGAUAGAUGGGUCGAGAGGCGAAGGAGAAAUAUGGAACUAUCGAAUGGAAUCUCUUGUCUAAAGAUAGAACAUUUUUAAAAUAAUAACUUGGACGAAAUUUUGGAACACAAAUUCGUGGAACAAUCAAAAUAUUGCAGCUACCAAUACAUAUGUAUCUGGAAAAAUUAUAUCACAAGAGUUAUAAUAGUAUCGAGGCAUCUAAGGAUGUUGAUUUUCAGUUUCUUGAAAUUUUUUUAUAAAACAUAUUUUGAGUAUUCAUUCGGAUAUUUGCUAUUUUCGUAGUUCCGUUCGUUGUACGAUAUCGUUGUAAGUUACUGCAAAUACGUUGGUGAAAAUCAAUCUGGGAAAAUUCGGGUUGGACAAGAAUUAUUGGGACAUAAAGAUACGUAUCAUUCCGUAAAUCAGGUCAAAUACGUCAUACGAUUCCGCUGGAAUCCUUUCUCGAAUUUCCUACUAUUCGAAUUCGUUGUUAAAUCGAAUGAUAAAACAAAAAGAUUCGCGCCCAUAAAUCGUGCGGAUAAUUAACUUAACUCAUCACUUACUGCAUCGAUUUCAAGUUCGAAGCAAAAAGUAAAAUCGAAGCAACGACAAGCCUUCUUUUGAGAUUCUUUCGAAAUAAAAGACGAAGCUUCUUUUUUUUUUUUUUAUUUUAACUCGUCAAGAAAGCCAAUUCCACUUUUCCGGCAAGCGGCACGCACAUUAAAUUCUUUACGAACCCUGAGCACAACCGGUAAUAGUUAUCUCCGUCGCGGCUUUUAUCCCCUUUUCUUUUGUUCGAAAUUAUAUUUUCCGUGGUUAACGGCCAAACUGGAUUUGCUGGUUGGACAUCGACCGAUAUUUUUUUUCUUACCGUUCCACGGAUAAAGGGUGAAAGCUACACUAAACUCGAGCCAAUUUUACAAGUGCCGCUAUAAACUUGUAAAAGCUUAAUUCAAUUCUACGACUGGAAACGGGGUCGGUGUAAGGAUAAAAUAUUUACAGGUGACGACGCGUGUAACGUCGAAAAGUUUGCUUUUCUUUAUAUCUGAGGGGAGAGGGGUAUUUAUGCGAUUGUGAACAAAUUUUUACAACGUAUAGAAUAUUAAGAGAAGCAUCCAAUGAGUUAAAAUAACGUACAAACGCUAAGCAGGCUUUUGAAAUGUAUAGGCAAGUGUAGCUUUUAUUGUACAGAAAUUUCGAAACAGUGUGAUCCGACUUCCACAAUUAUAGCUCUCGAAUCGUCCGAAGUCGUCGAAUCUCCUAGCCGAAUUCUUUCGAUUCCAUUUCGUACGUAUACUCUUCGCGUAGAUUUCAUUUUUCUGCAAAAAUCCAUAACUCGAGGAUUAAACGAUAUUUACAAUAUUUAUUUAUUCAUUGAGAAAUGCGUAUAUUUAAAAGAAAAUUGAAAUUUAUCGCGCGAAAUUUUAUUAACGAUUCUAUCUUUUAUUUCCUUGUAAAUCCCACGUGAAAUUCCGCGUGCAUUGUCUCUCGAUAUUCACAUAGUCGCGAAGUAGCGUGUUUUUGUCAUGGUCGUUGAGACCAGGAAACGGGUGCGCGUUCAAUGGUCCAUACUCGAACGCGUCUUCGUCGACGGAUCGCAAUGGAAAUCCAGCGUGUCGACCGCGGGAAAUGUCACCGAUACUUUUGUUUAUGAUACCCGGACCACGGUAUGAAUCUUCGAGACACAUCUCCAGAGAUGUGUAUAUCUCUACGACCCGUUUUCUCGCGUAAAUCUUCAUUCGGCGAAAACGAGAGGGUGCGUGUAUACGAUUCCAGCUUAGAAAUUCAGAUAGUUAAACAUUUUUUUUUCUCUAUAAAUUGUCAAAUGAUCAAAGAUGUCAUUCUGUGUACAGUAUUAAUAUUUAAUAUGUAAAAUAGUUUUCAAUUCUUCUAUCUUUUUAACGUAUAAAAAAAUAUAUAUACGACGACGAGACGAAAAAGAAGAUAAUCAGCGAUACAUGGAUCGUGUAACAACUUCAUGGUCAAAACAAUGAGGAGGACGUAAUUGUCAACUGCUAUGCGAAAUAUUUUGGGUGGAUAGGAUCUGUGUGGACAAACAGAUGUUUGUAAAUGCUGAAUACGAAAUCGUAUAUUUGCGAAAUCAAGAGUGGUAUUCAAUGGAAGAUUGAAGGGGGAUCGUCGCAGUAAAUAAACAACGGCUCCGUUUUCGUCGUACAUCAUUUGUGACGUUGGACGUCACUUGAUGUCGGAGAAAUUUAUUUCUUUUUGUCGCUGGCCCGCGCCAACUGUUCCAUUUGUCACGAUCAUCUUGAAUACGAGUCUUAGUCCCCCUCCCUUUUUGCAAACGUGGAAGAAAUUGUUUCGAAUGGACAGUGUUGCGCAAUGUACGAUGAUGAUCGAUGGAAUCGUUUUCCUUUGAAAUUGUAUAUCAUUUUAUUUUCCCGGCGAUAUAUUAAUCCUUGGCGGAACAAACAAAAUGUUGUACGUUGAUAUUAGCUAUUGUUGAAGGAGAGAAGGUGAAGGGCAAUAAUAUCUUUAAAAAGAUCUCUUUCGAUAUCUUGUUGAAACGAUCGUGAUAUAUUUGGACAUCGUCUCGAGACGAUAUUCUUGAAACAAUUUUAAAACAUCUUCAAAUUAUCUUCAAAAUACCCUUGAAACUUUUCUAAAAUAACUCUUCUCGAAAUAUUUCUUAAAAACGAUUCUGAAAUAUCUCUCGAGAGUAUCGAGUAUUUUAUUUCUCCUUUCUCUCAUUUUUCAAAUCUACGUUUUAGUCAACGAAUAUCACUUUCGUUUUUCAAGAUAAAUUAUCACGUUUCCAAUCUUAAUUUCCCAUAAUGAAAUCCAAUAAAAAAAUUACCAAUAUUGAAGAAUUAAAAAUAUUUACAAUGCAAAUAUGAAUGUUCUACAACGUGUAUAAUGUCGAAUUAAUCAACAUGUUCUCGAAGAAGUUUAAUCGGUCUUUCGUUUCGCGCUGACAGGAAGUGGAAAGGAGAGGGGAGGAAAGAAGGGACGGGCAGUUCGACGUGCAGACAGUCGGAGCAGAUGCCCAAGGGCGAGAGGGAGACAGCUGUUGCAAAUUCUAACGAGAAGACAUAAUCUCACGCUAGAUCGACGCGUUUAUCUCGAGUGUACAAAAGCGUGCGCGGUGCAAUUUUUACCAAUCGCCUAACCCUAUUAUCCAAUCCUUUCCCCGUCCCAUUUCUAUUUUCGUCUUCUCGAAUAACCUAUUUUUUUUUUUUUUUAAUAAUUCCUAACGACUUUUAUUUUUAACGAAUCGAUUAGAAAGAGAGAAGAAAAACUCAAGAUUAUAUAAAUUUAACGAGGAUAGAUUUCAAGGAGGAGGACUUUUUUUAACAAAGAACGUUCAAUUAUCUGAAAAAUCUUAAUAAAAUCGAAAGUUUUAAAAUUUAUCCGAUCUAUUUAUAAUGAGAGAAACUUUACUUUUAAAAAAGAUAAAAUUAAAUCCGCGAUAAACAAUUAUUAUUCUAAGAUAUCGCGCCUAUUGUCGACGCUUUUAUCCAAAGAUAUUUAUUAAAAGACUUCGCAUGUACCUGUCAAAUCAACGCCGCCUGGCCUCCAAAAUGUUAACACACCUUCCCGUGCCGUGCUCGAAAUUUGAUGCAUGUGUGCACGUUAAGCUGGAAAAAUGAGACUCGAUAAGAAGUUUUCCAUCGCGCGUCACCUUCGUUUACGAAACUUAAUUCGAGAGAUUCUCAAGGGUUCAAAGGGAUCGGAGAGCGAUGAAACGCGAUGAUAAAGUGGCACUGCACGGCGCAACUGUGUUCGAUGAUAUUCGUACCGCGGACACGUUGGUUAAAUGCCUCUGUUUGAAAAAAAAAAAAAAGAAAAAAGGAAAAAAGGCUGGGAACGCGUGCUAGCGGGACAGAUUCGAAUCUGUGGCGCGUUUACGAGGAGCGAAAACGCAAGGUCGUCGAACCGAACCGAAUCGAAUCGCGUUUCGCGCGUAAAUCCGUCACGCGACUCCAUUUUCUCGCCCCUUCAUCGUCGAAUGGAACUCUCUCGUGCGUUUCCAUCGUCGAACGCGAGUGUCACUCGUUUGGAUAAGAUAUCUCGAUAAUACAUUCCUUAUAAUGUAACGUCACGUUGAACACGUUGUGAUAAUUCGAGAGUGAAUCGAAGUUUUCAAGCGACAUUUUUUUCCCUUUCUUUCUUUCUCUAAUGUUUAUUAUUAAUAGUUAUUAAUUAUUAUUAUUAGUACUGUUGCGAAGACGAGAAGUGAUUCGAAGUAACCGAAUGAAAGUGUAAUGAAAGUGAAAUAGCAGUGAAAAAGAAUAAUUGUUGGUAUACAAAGAAAAUGUUAUAUUUAAUCGGUGUUAUUGUUAGUUUGAUUACGUUAUUUUGGGAAUGUUGUAGUGUAGUUUUUUUCGAGCAUGCAUUUUUAAGAGUGUGUAUUUAUGUGAUGCUGAUUUUAACGUAGAUCGUACACUUCCUUGGCAAAGUGACGCUCAAGGCGGUCACGGAUUUCUCGCUCCUGUCUAAAUUAAGGAAAUCCUCGGGAUGGAGCUAAGAACGGCGAAACUGUUACUCUACUCGACGCUAAUGGUGGUGGUGUGUUGGAGCCAAGAAUAUUGGACGGCUCAGUGUGCAUCCUCGUGCAAGUGCAGAUGGAUCUCCGGGAAGAAGGCCGCCGAGUGCAUCCGGCAGAAUCUCUCUCAGAUACCUGUCGGCCUAUCGCCCGAGAUCCAGAACUUCGAUCUGACCGGGAAUCGUAUCACGUACCUGAUGCACGAGUCGUUCAGCCGGGUGCAUCUGGUCAACCUUCAGAAGCUGGUGCUUCGAAAAUGCGAGAUCGAGUUGAUCCACACGGACGCGUUCAACGGUCUGAAGAUCGUGAUCGAGAUCGAUCUGUCGGCGAACAAUAUUGGGACAUUGUACCCGGGCACGUUCGAGGAGACUCAACGGCUCAGGGUGUUGCUGUUGAACGACAACAAGCUGAAGGUAUUGGAGAACGGUUUGUUCCACAAUCUCAAGUAUCUGCAGAAGGUGGAGUUGUCGAACAACGAGCUUGAAAGGAUAGACGACAAGACGUUUCGCAAUUUGCCCGAGUUACGCUCGUUGACCCUGGACGCGAACAAUCUGAGCGCGUUGAAGGUGCAGAGCUUCGACACGCUGCCCAAACUUGGCAGCCUCGAGCUCCACAACAAUCCGUGGAAUUGCAAUUGCCGCUUGAAGAGAUUUCGCGAUUGGACGAUAGAAAAGAAACUGUACACGAAACCUACAACGUGCCAGCAGCCGGAGAGUUUGGCAGGGAAGAUGUGGGACGAGAUCAGCAGCGACGAGUUCGCUUGUAGGCCGGAGAUAUUCACGAUCGGCCCGUCCGUGAAGGUCGAGGUCGGCAAGGGGAACGUCACCUUCUGGUGCAGGGCCUCCGGGAUCCCGCGGCCGCAGCUAUCUUGGGUCCAUCGGUCGCGAGUAAUAAACAAUCACACGAGAAGGCACAACGGCGAGAAAAUCUACAUCCUGAAAUCUAACCACGAGUGGCUGAACCUCACGAUACCGGACGUUGCGCACUCGGACAAGGGCGAUUACGUCUGUUUGGCGAAAAGUCCGGGCGGAAAUACGGAGAAGAACGUGACCCUGACGAUCGCAGGCGACGCCCUAGGCGGCAAGGACAAUAUAAUCAGUCUGCCCCUCGCCCUCGGCUUAGGCGUGACCGCGUUACUGCUUCUGAUCGUCACCGUAACCCUUUGCGUGUGCUACUGCCGUCGCCGUCGUAUCAGGCACGACGAGAAGAGCCUAGAGGCCGCCUCGAUGGAGCACCACGGCCUAGGCGAACAGGAGAAGUCCCUCAUCACGACCAUAAAUCCCGUGGUGAAGCCACCCAGGCGGUACGAGGCGCCUUCGGUGACAUCGCACGGCACCGAGAUGACGGAGCUGAAUCGUACAUUGCUCGACAACGACUCGGUCUUCGCUGAUGGUAUCGGUGGCGGUGUCGGCAGCGGGGUGAUCGGCGGCGUCGGCGACGACGAGAGGGAAGAACGAGCGACGCCAGAGCUCGAGAGCGGGACAGGCACCUUAUGCCGCGGAGGAGGCGGAAGCUAUCGCCAGUAUCCGCCGGAUUUGUUGGCCUUCUCCGGGGGCCGGGGCGCAUCUCCAACUAGCCAGGCGUCCACGGCGCCGGACAACACGCGUCUUCCGAGUCAGCACGCGACGCCCACCACGGCCGCGUUCGGCUCCCCCUCGAACCAAUAUCCGGCCGCGUUCAAGACCCUGCCGCACAACCGUAGCGUCACCCCCUACGGAAUCACGAGCUCGACGAUCGCGCCCGUGAUGCCCCGCCACGGCUACGUGACGAUACCUAGGAGACCAAGAGCGCCCAGUUGGAGCAGCGGGCCCCCCACCUCGCCCACGGACGGAUUGGAGCCGGUUUACGACAAUCUGGGGCUUAGGACAACCGCGGACGGUAGUUCGGUGCUGUCGUUGAACAAGAGUCCUGAACCACUGUCCACGAUGAGGAAUAGGCCUCUGCCCGGAACGCCGGCCUCCCAUUACGGCACCAUACAACGAAGCACCCCGAACAUACUGACAAGCAGCCCGCUCGACAGAUCCGCGCCCGAGGGCGCGGCUGAAUGGCCGUCCAAGAUCGCCGACGAGUCGACGGACAGUACGAACCAACUGCUUGGACAACAGGCGCAGCAGCAGCAACAACAACAGCAACAGUCGGGCAGUAGCAACACGCUUAAUAGGAAAGUGCCACCGAGACCACCGCCGAAACCCAAGAAGAAGUCGACCAACGGGCCUCUUUACGAGGACGAGGGUGAGGACGGCACGGAAGUAUGAUCGAUGUACGUCGGCCGGCGAAGAUGAGGCCGCGAGGUCGUGGCCGUGGUGAGCACAAGGGACGCAUGACCGAAGCCACAAUAAACCGGUAGUGCCUUUCGAGAAACGAGUUGACGAUCCAGCGCCCGAGGGAUGUCGAGGAUCGUCGAUAAUACACGGUUGGAGCGCGUUCGGAGGUCCGGCCGGCAAAUGUGCUGACGAACGAGCGUGCGAGGGCUUCCAACAUCCGGUGAUGAGAGGGAUCGUAGAUCCGCCGGAACAUAGCGGCGAAACAUCUCGGGCGAGACGCCUUUUGCCGGUCGUUCUUUCUUUGCUCGUCGUGUUCCCUCUGUCUCUCUCUCUCUCCUCGUGUAUUCCUUUUUAUUUAUUUUAUCGCAGGGUUUUUUCGCACGCUUGUUACGGAACAUAUCACGUACGUGUAUAUGUGGCUCGUGAGAUCGAUAUUUAAUUAUCUGAAAUAAUUGUCGGUGGAUAAUAAGAGCGAGGGGAACGAUGAACGAAAAUUGACUACUUGUUCUUCUGGAUCGUUUCAUCAUUUUUAGGGGAAAAUUUGUUUUCGAUUGAUUGAAUCUCGACGGAUUCGAUGGACGAUCGUUACGAAGGUUCGUGCUUGGUCUCCGGAUGUGAGGAGGGAAAUAGUGUAGAGAUAACGUCUUGUGCCGUUGGAUGAACGUUUAUCGGACGGUCUGUGUGUAAAAUACAACGUAACGGGAUAAUUAGCAUUAAGGAUAACGUCAACAGACGUUCGUCUUAUUUAUUGACGUGCUUGUUGCAUGCCACACAUUCGAGCCACAUUCACAUCGUGUGAACGAUCCAUAUUAUUUUAUACUAUGUCGAGAUGAUCAUGCGAUUAAUACCUCCUAAUUUUUA